This is a messenger RNA of Bipolaris sorokiniana ND90Pr, 1981 nucleotides long. RefSeq lists its product as uncharacterized. Gene Ontology annotation, molecular function: protein binding. The coding region runs from base 109 to 1965 and encodes 618 amino acids. Lineage: Eukaryota; Fungi; Ascomycota; Dothideomycetes; Pleosporales; Pleosporaceae. The transcript has 2 exons. The record is from RefSeq and is a predicted model, not a curated record.
ACAGGGGCACAAUCGGUCGUGAAGAACGACAUCCUGUACAUCGAUAGUGGAGUACAAAAAUGGAAUGGCACGGAUGUCACCAACCCGAUUCUAGGCAUAAACAGCUACAUGAUCACCAUACCUCUUAACUCGACAUGGGACUGGAAGUCGAACAUUACCAUGGAUGCUCAAGCUAAGAAUGUAAAGAAUCCGACUACCGGUACGCCACCACCCAGCCUCAUUCGUGGUCAUAUGUUCCAUGGCCCUAUUGAUCAACCCAAUGUGUACGUGUACGGCGGUACAACCUUCAUGGGCAAUCAGUCCUUCGAGGCAUUUACGCGGCCAGAAUCAUCGGCAUUCUACCCUCUGUGGUCAUAUACGUAUGGAGCUGGCAACUCCUGGGACCAAUACUCAAAAGAUACCGAGUGGACGCCCAACCAUGGCGCAGCGACUGAGGCGAUAGAUCAAGGUUUGGCCUUCUAUCUGAACGGCCAGAUUGACUGGGGUACCGCACCAAGGACAGUUGAUAGUUUCCCGAAAACCGAAGACAUCUAUGUGCCUAUGGAGGGUAUGGUUGUUCUCGACCUCAAGUCGCAGAGUGCGAAAAACAUAUCGACUUCCGGAUUGAGAGGCGGUGCUCCUAGGGUGGGAGGUACGAUGGAAUACUUUGCUUCGAUUGGUGGUAUGGGAGCGCUUGUAGCACUUGGUGGUCAGGUACAACCUAAUCUUGCCAGCCCUUUUGCCAAUGUCAGCACAGGCUUAUUGAUUGACUUUGAGACGGUCGACAUGUUCGAUAUCGAUUCUUACCUCCAAAAACCAGACAGCAACGGGACUUGGUAUUCGCAAAAUACCACUGGAGAUGUACCAGAACCACGCAUAGACUUCUGUACAGUGGCUAUUUCAUCACCCGAUAACUCGAGUCAUCAUAUUUACCUAUACGGUGGGAGAAAUCCAAUCACAAACAAGGCCUAUGACGAUGUUGUAGUUUUGACUCUGCCAUCAUUCAACUGGACAAGUGUUUGGCCUCUAGGUGAGUCACCACGAUGGGGCCACAAAUGCCAUGUUGCCGGAAAACGUCAGAUGAUCACGGUGGGCGGCAAUACUCCAACCAUAACAUGUGAUUGGGAAACGAAAGGGGUUGCAGUAUGGGACAUGACAGCUUUGAGAUGGGGGAGUGUCUUCGCAGUCGACCGACCAGAAUUUCAGGUGCCCAACCAACUGCUGGCUGCGACUGGUGGAAACGCAAAUGGGAACGCUACGAAAAAGGAGCCCGCCAUGGGCUGGACAGAACAAGGUCUGAAGACUGUCUUCGCAACACCAAGUAAAACCACGCCAUCUUCAGGUACUACUUCUGGAAACACUACACCAGGAAACACUUCAAGUUCGCCCAGUCCUAAAAAGAAGAGCAUGAAAGGAGCUAUUGCAGGCGGUGCCGGUGGUGGUGUUGCAGGACUUAUCAUCAUCGUCAUCGUAGCAUUCUUUCUCCGUCGUCGAUACCGUAAACGCCACAGCCCCCACGAACUCCCUGACACCAGCGACCCAUCCGGCCAAGGGUCAUCUCUUCCAAAGAAGUACGAGCUUCAUGCUGUUAACGAGAACAGUCCUGCGGAGCUCUAUGGCUAUGAGAUAAAAGAACUAGAAACCCCCAGGCAAGCGGUUGAAGCAGAUCCCAUGUCAUCCCCGGGAAGAGCGGAAUUAUCUGGCACGAAUACGGCACCUGGGGCCUUGCAUGGGGUUCCCAUCGUGCGAACACCAGGGGACGACUUGCCGGAACGGCCAGAAUAUGUGGCUGGUUUGAGGAGACCGAGUCGGGAAAGGAGGAGAAGUGCAUCGGUGACAUCCAAUGAGAGAAGCGAGGAACGAGCCGAUCAGGUUGGUACGAAUAAUGAAAGAGAAGAUAACACUGUAGACCAGAAGAGUAGGGACGUCAGAGUAGAAGAUAAUGAUGGGGAAGAAAAGAGCAGGGAUACGGAAACCACAAAGUAACAGCAUUACUUGGAGU